AUGAUGUUUGUAUCAAUGGCAAAUGAUAGAAAAUUUGAAAGUCUAAAUAAAAAGCAAAAGACCUUUGGCCAGCGACUUAUCUACCCGGUUGAGAACCGGUUUGCGCCUAAAAAGUACAAUGAUCCCUCUGUGGGCACUCGAGUGAACGUGAAGCAAUUAAAACUCCGAUAUUCUAAAAUAAGUGGAUUUUUUGAAGCAAUAUGA
Nematocida parisii ERTm1 is the source of this 204-nucleotide messenger RNA. RefSeq lists its product as uncharacterized. Lineage: Eukaryota; Fungi; Microsporidia. The record is from RefSeq and is a predicted model, not a curated record. The coding region runs from base 1 to 204 and encodes 67 amino acids. The transcript has a single exon.